Molecule: messenger RNA, 3787 nt
Organism: Sycon ciliatum
Lineage: Eukaryota; Metazoa; Porifera; Calcarea; Leucosolenida; Sycettidae
Product: pneumococcal serine-rich repeat protein-like
Exons: 1
Coding region: 536-3382 (948 amino acids)
Source: RefSeq, a predicted model, not a curated record
GGAUCGCACAAGUACAAAAAAUGGGACGAUGUCGAUGGCGGGUGCUCUGAGUCUGGAGCGUCACUCGUCUUUCGUGCCUUCAGUCUAGCCCGUCCAUCCCUGCCAAGGAGUUCCAACCGCUCUCCCACCAGACCUACAUCACAGGGCCGAAGUAAUGAGGACGCCCUGAUCCUAUACCAGCCUAUAGUAUAGGCCUACACUGGGCUCCUUGUAUGCAGGCUCCGAGUAAAAUCAUUUUGUAAAAUACAAGAACUGAGCUUACCAGUUUCAGUACGAGCCACCGACAAACUACUAACUCAGUCUCAGGUUUUCCCAGUCUGUAGAGGUGAGCAGCAGAUAGGAUUGCACAGACAGUGCACUAGUGCCGGAUCUGCGUCGCUGCGCAGCGUGUGUCCAUGCACUCCAGUUCGCUAGCCCUUGAGAUUUGGAAUGUAGAAUUAUUAUUGUUGAUCGCGAGACAACCGUACACCAGAAGUUAGUUCGUGUAAACUGUAAAGCAGAGCUUUCCGCUUGUCACGGCAUCUUCCAGAGGAGAAUGUCGGGCGCAGAGCUGGUAAGUGCAACGUCUUCGACGUCCGCCACAUCCGUGUCAACGCUACGACAGCAGCUGGAGCACGAGCGACGAACUCGCCAGCAUGCUGAAACUCGAUGUCGCGAGCUGAAGCUGGAAAACGAGCGAUGCACAAUCCGUUUUCACGAGCUGCAGCGUAAUUUCGAGGGAAUCCAGACACAGCUGCGCCAGAUGAUACCCAAGCAGAAGCAAGUAGAGCAGCUGCGUGCAGAGAAUGUUGCCCUCCAGAGUCGCUUGGAUGAUAUGACAGUGGCUAACAAAGCCAAUGGCGGCAGCGCUGCAGCAGGACAACACGACAAGAGAGCAGACCAGGCGGAACAGGAGCGAUACAGCCUACAAUCUGAAAUCGCAGUAGAAGGGACAGAGAAGUCACGUAAAUCGUCCUCUAACUCGCUAGAUUCGUGUGGCAGUGGUACUGGAUUGCAUACGCUACAGGAGGAGAAUAAUGUGCUGAGAGAAGAGCUAUCGUCCAGAAAAGAGAAGUACGACAAGACGCUUAGCGAAAUUACUGGUGAGAUUGUGAGCACAUUGACAAAGUACCAAACAGCGUGUCAGGAGAAGAGAGAGUUGCAGGAAAAGUUUGAUCAGCAGAAGCAAUACAAUGUGUCUCUGGAACGCAAGAACCAGACGCUUGUGAAGCUGCUGUGCCGCAUCAAAAGCAAGCAGCCGACUUUGCCGUCAGUUCCCGGUGAAGACGAUUCACUCGUGGAUGAAGCCGAACUUGCUGCUAUGCAGAAUGGCGGUGGUGCUGCUACAACUGCUGCUGGUAUCCUUGGAAAGGGCAGUAGCCUCAGCAAUCUGGAUAUGGAGCCAGCUGCUCCGCGUGCUGUUGGUCAUUUGCCGACCCGCAGCGCUUCCCUGCGAAGUAGCGUUCACCCGCUGCGUCGUGUAGGGUUGCGGCGGUCAGCGUCUGGUGAGGUGAGCCACCAAGAGGACAACAUGGCCGUGCGCAGUGCCAGUGAUCUGGCGUCAUCUGACUAUAGCAUCUCUACAAACUAUAACAGAAGUGCUACCGGCGGGGGCAAUGGCGACUCUCAGCUGAGUACCAGUAAUCUGGUGAUCGGAGAUGUACACCGACAUCGUGCUCUCCACAGUGCACAGAGCAAGACAGACGUCAUCCGUGAACAGUCUUCUUCUGGCGAGAGCCGCCCGCCCAGUAUGCAGGACCUGCACUCUUCAUCAACGUCGAGCACAAUGGUGACUGUGGCAGCAGCGGGAUCUUAUCCUUCCUUCAGCCGCGUGAGCAGAACACCCGAUGCUCUUCUCUUACAACAGCAGCACCCGCCGGGCAUGGGCAGUAAAGCGGCGGCCCUCUCAGCCACUUCAUUGAACAAGCUGGAGGCUCAGCUAUCUCGCUGCACCAACCGCUCCAUCGACUCUGCCACUGCAGACCAGCUACGGCGCAUGAAGAGAGAUGGUCUUCUCGCUGCACAGAUACGAAACCAAGCCAAUGAGAACCACAUACUACCAGCAACUCCAUCACCACCGAGCCGUGGGAGCCUCAUCGAGAGUGACUCCUCUGACGAGGAAGAAGAUCACAUCAACUUUGUCGAGAUGUGGAAGAAACGAGCCACGGCGCCCGACACGGCAAGGUCUCGACUCGGCAACAAAGGCAGACCCUUGUCACACGUUGAGCCUUCCAUGGCACAAAAGAUGGCGGGAAACGAGAAAGCCCUGGACCCCAAAACGUCCUCCUUGCCCCGUAAUGUGUCUCUGUCCACGGCAACCAUCAAUGAAGAAAACAGCAACAUCAGUAGUCGUGUUUGCUCAGCCGGUACCGUCGGUAGCUCGAAUCAUGAUCAGCCCCCUAGAGCCAAGCGCUCUUCUGUCGUCUCGAGUGGAGAGAAUGUGCAAUCGGAGUUGGAGGCUUCAGCGCGGGCAAACCUGCUCGACAACUUGGUGACGCGCCGCGGCACUCGAACUGAGAUCAGCCCACCUCAAUCUCCUGGCCGAGUGCCAAGCCUAGCUGAAGCCAAGGACUAUUUGCGCUGCCUUCGCCGGCGAAACGUCGACAAUGAGAAGCCGCUGCGUGGACCCAUGACCAUAAUCAAGUUCCAUGACAUGAACUUCUACAACCGCUUUGAUACGCCAGAGCAAACGGCAAUCGCUGGCUUUGACUUCCUGGAUACGUUUUCCUUCAUAGAGCCGUCGGAGGCGGAAGCUCCCAAGGCUGUUGCAGCAGCAACAGUCGCGGCCAAGCCUAGAGCAAAGUCUCCGGUGAAAAAGUCGACCGGCAAAUCAACACCUGAAACCACAACCAGAACAGGCACCAAACCGACAGGUGGAAAGUCUCCUGCAGAGCGAAAGCCUCCGACUCCAACGCGACUGCGUUCAGGUACACCGACAGGCGGCUCAUCCCGCACUUUACCCAGUGCCGGCGCUGAGAGGAAGACCCCGAAUUUAUCCACGAAGCGCACUAGCUCCGGUGGCUCAAUAGGCAUGGCUACCUCCUCGGCCAGUAGCUCCAGAGCUCCAAGUCCGCAGGUUUCUGAUAAGCGGCGAACUGUUGCCUCUGCUACCUCCUCGUCAUCGACUCCUGCUACGCGGACGAAGAGUUCUGCACCGUCGACAUCAAAGACGGCCUCGCCGAAGGUGCCAGCCAGCAAGACAACCAGCUCUCCUCUUCGCAGUUCUCCUGCAAGCUCUACCAGUACGGGCGCAACGUCGUCGACGACGAAAAGCAGUUCGUCCGGUGGCCGGCGACUGGGUGCCUUGCUUGGCCACCAUGGCUCUAGCAGCAGCAAGUCUUCAAGCGCAACUAGCAGCAGCAGCUCGAGCAGAUUGUCAGCAGCUGUGAGACAGAAGAAGUAGGAACAGUUACUGCUCUUGCACUUGAUUUCUGAAACAGUUAUUACACACCGGGGACAGCACCUCGGUACAUUUUCCUUUUUGAAUUUUACUGCUACCGACACUUACUCUUGAAAUUGUCCGACCUCGGUUUCCUAUGUGGCAAGGAUAUUUUCUCAAGAUGAAAUAGGCAGAUGUCCUACGUAUACUCACCUUGAUGUUGAGGUACUCUAUUUACACCGCUGCUGAAUUGCCAUCAUUUUUAGGCAACACUAUGCCGUGUUUAUGUAAAGAAUACUUUUUUAGCGAUUACUAUUAUGGUUUCUUGUAUCCUGAAUCCUAUCCCCUCUUCUUGAGCAUACUUGUCAAGGUCAAUGGUGUGAUAAUUAUUGAUUGCACUGGAAAUGAGAUAUUGACUUGCUUCCCAUC